Messenger RNA from Candidula unifasciata, 825 nucleotides. The record is from the annotation of a GenBank genome assembly. Lineage: Eukaryota; Metazoa; Mollusca; Gastropoda; Stylommatophora; Geomitridae.
AUGGCAUCUUCUGAGGUUCAGCGAUUUCUAGACGAAUAUUCUUCUUUGAAGUACGAUAAAGACAAGCAGAAAGUCACAUGUGGUCUCACCAAACAUGAAAUGCCAGCUACAGCAGCUGCUAUUGAAAGCUACGUGAAAGGGAGGAAAUUCAAAAAUGCCUUUAAAAAAGACAGUUACAACUAUGACCAACACAAACCACACAUUGUCGCCAGCAACAAGAAGCGACAUUUGCAUGAACUGUUCUGUUCCCUUACACUGAGGCACAUAGCCAGGACACCAGAAGCUGUAGAAAGGCACGUCAAAGGGAAAAGAUUCCGCAGAGCUCUAGCAAGAUGGCAGAGCUGCCAAGAAACAGGAGAAAGAUUUAUGCCGCGGGGUGGUCAGCGUAAUUCUAACAAGGCCACGGUGUCAGACAACGACAGCAUUGAUGGGGGUGAUGAUUUCUGGAUGAAUGACAGUGAUGAUGAAGUACCGAAUGAUGACAUGAGUGAUCUUUAUCCAGCACAUUUGAUGUUUAUGUUUUUUUCUCCCCCUCCUUUGACUACAGAUCUGAAUGUUCCUGGCAGUGAACCAGAAGGUGAUGUUGAUGAUGACAGAGGAAAAUCUGUCCCUACAAAGAAAUUAAAACCUGUCAAAGCAAAACAGGUAAAUGUUGAGGAUUCAGAUUCUGACUACGACAUGGCUGUUUUAGAUGAGGUCACCAUAGAAGUCAGUACACCACAAUUAGUGGUGCCUUCACAAAAUAAGAGGAAGAAGAAGAAGAAAAAGCAGAAGGAAACAUUACCUGCUGGUAGCAGUGAUGCGAAAAAGAAAAAGCUCAGUUAA